Cryptotermes secundus is the source of this 1780-nucleotide messenger RNA. RefSeq names its product mitochondrial ribonuclease P catalytic subunit-like. Bases 679 to 1020 code for a protein of 113 amino acids. Gene Ontology annotation, cellular component: mitochondrial ribonuclease P complex. Gene Ontology annotation, biological process: mitochondrial tRNA 5'-end processing; tRNA 5'-leader removal. The transcript has 2 exons. The record is from RefSeq and is a predicted model, not a curated record. Gene Ontology annotation, molecular function: protein binding; ribonuclease P activity. NCBI's taxonomy places the organism in Eukaryota, Metazoa, Arthropoda, Insecta, Blattodea, Kalotermitidae.
GUGGUAACUCGUUGCACACCCUGUUGCCCAACAAUGGUUUGACAUGUCAUAGUAUUAUGUAAUAAGUUAAGAAAACAAAUGUGGUUGUUGCAGUAAAUUAAAUGUUAAUUUAUGGCAGAACUCUAAAAUUCAAAGCUGCUAUGGCCAGAAACAUAGAAAAUGCAUGUUUUCUCAUUCUUUGGCCAACUUUUUGUCUUCCUGGUCAGCACACUCCAUUCCCUUUGUGUAUGUCCUAUAAUCAGUGGUGCACUUUGAUUUCAGUGAAAAUAAUUAAAAGUCUGUAACAUAUUGUGGAAACUAUACUGACAUAUGUAAACAGUUAUAAUCAAAUUUUUAAACUCAUUUUGUUCUCUUCAGAAUAUAAGUUACCACAUUAAAAAGAACAAAUGACAUGUAGGAGCCUAAUCGUAGGAAAUUUAUGUCAGAAAUUGCAAAAAGUAAUAAAUUCAUCUUCUCAUAUGAUGCAGAUAUUUAUAAUAACGUGAGCUCCAUUUUACUGCAUGGGUGUUUGAAGAAAACCCAUUUGCAAGCAGCUUAACUUUGUAUCAGCCUGCAUUCAUGAGAGCACAAUGAUCAGAUAAAUGGAAUGUGUGUACACUGCAUUGUAUACAAGUGUAUAAACUUUACAACAGGUCACAGGAUGACCCUUUACUGCUGUAUGCUGCUCUGUACAGUGGCAUGGGGACAAAGUUCCUGUCCAGAGACCUCAUGCGAGGGCAUGCAUAUCGUCUUGAGAAUAAGAGUCUUAGAUCAACAUUUAAACUAUGGCAGCUACAGCAUCAGUGUCAGCUUAAAUAUGUGACUCAAGCUGGGAAAGUGCACCUCAAGUUUCCUUUGACAUUCAAUCCAAUGGCUCAGGUGAGCAGAGAUGGAUCAUGGCAUAUUCCUUAUGAAAUGGAGUUUGUUGGAUCCCCAUCACAGUCAUUUGAAGCCCCUACUACAUGGCUUUGUCUUAGAUCAGGUAAAUUGAGCCCCUCCUUAAGUCAGGUGAGGCACAAGAAAAUUAGCAGAAUGUCAUAGGAUUUGCUGCUAAUGUUCUCACAUCACACAUUCCAGAUGGAUUGUCCUAACCCUUUCCAGUCCAUCUGUACAAGUAAAAAUUAUUUUAAGGCAAAAAGUACAGAAAAAACAGCUACACAUUUAUACAUGUUUUGCUAAUGUUUACUUACUAACUUGUAAGAUGGUAGUAAAUUUUGAAACUUAUUUCAUACUUUUCUGCAAGUGUUACCAACAUUCAUCGUAUCUAUGCACGUUUGGUGUGUGAUAUUUCUUGAAGCAUUCCCCUGGAUGAAGUCCAGGUUUGCAGCUGCAGGACUCACAGUUCAGUGCACUUUCCUAUCACAACACACAGCACAGUCUUUCUUUUCCCCCCCAGAUCAAAUUGAUAUACGUAAUGUUGCUCAUGGUUCAGGCAUUUCUUAUCAUCACUACAAGAAGGUGACCCUCACUUUCUGGCACUUUAGUUCCUAACAUCACCAACCAACGGUCCCAUUAAAUUCCUCCUGAACUUGAGAUGAAUCAGGGACUUCAAAUUUUCUUACCUUUUGUUACAGUUCAUUGAAACAAAAGAAUUCAGAGUUGAUGUCUUCAACAAUCACUGCUUCACUCAUCUGUCUUCUGUCAAUCCUUUCUUCUCUUUGUACAUCCACGUUGUGGUAGUGCUAAACAUCGGGACACCACUUUUAUCUUUUCACAGUAAGGCUGUCAUAAAGGUAAAGCUUUCCCUGUAACAGGUCAUGGAGAUCCAUAGGAUUGUGAGACAUCAAGGUUGCCACAUUUU